AAAUGAUAUACGAUGAAUAAAUAUCUACUUUAGAUUUCCUGCAAUCCUUUCCUACCCAGCCGGCAACCACGGUGGAGUGUCGUUCGGCUACUUUGUCGUUCUCCAUCUGUCCCUCCGACGGACCCUCCGCUCCAUUCCGUCGUUGUUCGUCGGUCUCCUCGACAGCUUCCGGGCAUAUCUUUUUACCCAGUUCAAUGCCUGCUGCUUUGAUUUUGGGCCUAUAUUUGAGUUGAAGCAGCUUGAGGUGGGAUUUUUCUUUUCAAGGCUGUUGGAAGCCAUAUUCUUGUUCUUCUACGUUAAGAACCGAGACGAUAUAAUUCAUAAAGAAAGUAAUGCCUGUGUUGUUCUCUGCACGGUUGGUUCUGCUAGCUGGAGAGACAUUGCCCUUGCGAAGGUUCUUGCCCAAUUCUAGUACUUCUUGUUUGCAUAGCUGUGUCCGUUCUCUAAGUCAGCUAGAGCCCCAGCAUGCUCCCCUUACUCCCUUAAGCAUCGAUUUGAAUAAUGAAAAUGAAACUAGGAAGAAUAACAAAGUCAAUAAACUGAAGCAAUUGGGUACCUCCUCUUUAGCCUCAAAGGGCAGAGCGAAGACCAUUGGUAUCAAUAAAAUUAAAGCAGUUGGAGCCACAAAGAAGCAGCAGAUAGAAUCUGCUCCAUUUGCCGCUAAGUCUUUUUCUGAACUUGGCCUCCCUCAUUUGCUGCUCGAGAGAUUGGAAAAUGAAGGUUUUAAGAGUCCAACUGAAGUGCAGUCUGCAGCAAUUCCUACAAUCUUGAAUAAUCAUGACGUCAUAAUUCAAUCUUACACAGGAUCAGGGAAAACAUUGGCUUAUCUUCUUCCCAUACUAUCUAACGUUGGCCCUUUGAGGAACAAAACUUCUGAAGGUAACAGUGAUGGUGAACGUGGGAAGAAAACGGGAAUAGAGGCUGUGGUUGUUGCUCCCUCUAGGGAGCUGGGUAUGCAGAUAGUGAGGGAGUUUGAGAAGAUACUUGGACUUGCUAACAAAAAGGUGGUUCAACAGCUUGUGGGAGGUGCGAACAGAUCCAGGCAGGAAGAAGCUCUCAAGAAAAAUAAACCUGCCAUUGUUGUUGGCACACCCGGUAGAAUAGCAGAGCUCAGUGCAGCUGGGAAACUUCACACCCACGGCUGUCGUUAUCUGGUCCUAGAUGAAGUUGAUGAACUCCUGUCAUUUAACUUUCGGGAGGACAUGCACCGGAUACUAGAACAUGUGGGGAGAAGAUCAGGAGCUGAACCACGAGCACAAAAUAGUACGGUUCCUAGACGUGCUGAGCGUCAAACAAUUAUGGUGUCUGCAACUGUUCCAUUUUCUGUUGUCAGGGCAGCCCGGAGCUGGGCGCAUGAUCCCCUUCUUGUCCAAGCCAAUAAAGUCGGCCUGCUUGAAACCAUUUCUCCUUCCAAACCUGUCAAUUUAUCAGGAUCUGCGCCUGCCUCAAAUUCUAACUCUACUACCCUUACGCAGGCAGCAGAGAGUCUACCUCCUGCAUUAAAACAUUACUAUUGUGUCACGAAGUUACAGCAUAAAGUUGAUACUUUGAGAAGGUGUAUUCAUGCACUGGACGCCAAAUUUGUUAUAGCUUUCAUGAACCAUAUUAAGCAACUUAAGGAUGUUGUCUUCAAGCUAGAGGCACGUGGGAUGAAAGCUGCAGAGUUACACGGGGAUCUUGGGAAACUUGCUAGGUCAACAACUCUGAAAAAGUUCAAGAAUGGUGAGGUGAGAGUGCUGGUGACCAAUGAAUUAUCGGCACGGGGAUUGGAUAUAGAGGAAUGUGAUCUUGUGGUUAAUUUGGACUUACCCACAGACUCAAUUCACUAUGCACACCGAGCUGGCAGGACAGGGCGGCUUGGGAGGUCUGGUACUGUGCUUUCAAUAUGUGAAGAGCCAGAAGUGUUUGUUGUGAGGAAACUGCAAAAGCAGCUUGGGGUUCCAAUAGCGUGCUGUGAUUUUGUGGAGGGAAAGCUACUUGUUAAAGAAGAGGAGAAAAUGUCAAAUACUGUGAGAUAAGGCAUUUUAUUUUUGUGACUUCUUCGGUUCACAAUAUAUUUUCAAUGACUUCUUCAUUCUGUAUCA
This is a messenger RNA of Neltuma alba, 2084 nucleotides long. Its product is annotated as DEAD-box ATP-dependent RNA helicase 47, mitochondrial. The transcript has 2 exons. Bases 333 to 2018 code for a protein of 561 amino acids. NCBI's taxonomy places the organism in Eukaryota, Viridiplantae, Streptophyta, Magnoliopsida, Fabales, Fabaceae. Gene Ontology annotation, molecular function: RNA helicase activity; ATP binding; RNA binding. The record is from RefSeq and is a predicted model, not a curated record.